This is a messenger RNA of Serpula lacrymans var. lacrymans S7.9, 585 nucleotides long. RefSeq lists its product as uncharacterized. Lineage: Eukaryota; Fungi; Basidiomycota; Agaricomycetes; Boletales; Serpulaceae. The record is from RefSeq and is a predicted model, not a curated record. The transcript has 4 exons. Bases 113 to 466 code for a protein of 117 amino acids.
GUGGGCGAACUGCGAAGAAUUCGACCGUGGCGUUAGUAAGCUAUGGUUGAAGAGAAUUGCGGACGAAGGUGACGAAGGGCGGAUCAAGAGAGAGGUAGCUGAGCGGUACAUCAUGGCCUCUGUGGUCUCAAACAGUGUCAGCGGGGAGUGGAUGUCUACUAAUCAGAUGGCCCAAGAAUUCGCGGGGCUUCCGCCUCGAGGUAACGCGGUGAAGACAUGUUCUCCCCGAAUCAACCUUUAUCUCCCUCUGCACCAUCAUGUUGAAAGCGUGCACUUUACUCAUGCUGAUGGAAGGACAUUACAUCCCGCACUUGCAAUCGUGCAAACUCCAGGAAGAGAAUACUAUAUUUUGAAGGAUAACGGAAUGCAGGUUGGAUGCGAAGAAGACGGAGUGGCAGGUGUUUGGAUGCAGGUGUUGGGUUGUAGCAAUCGCGGUUUGGAAGAUAAACGGAUGCAAGGAAGUUAGCUAUCUUGGUUUUCCGAGAAUGCCCUAUCUCUUGAACCUACUAAUUCAAUGCAGCCAGCUUGUCUGUCAGAUUGUAAAGCGAAUACUGUACUAGUAGUAUAAUGAAUAACACGGAAAUG